UGGAGCACCUGCUUCCUAAGGUGAUAGUGGUGGAGUGGGUUUGGUGAAUGCCCUGGUGCAUUUGUGGGGACCGCAGGGCCCUAGCUUGCCUCUGCAGUUGCUCCUUGCCCCUCUUCUCCAGCACUGGGAAAGUUGGAGACUGGCCAUGGAGCAGCCAGGCGCAGAGCUGUAGCCACAGUGAGGGUUUUUUUUUUCCCUUCCUCCCCCUAUAAUCCCUGGCAAUGACUCUUUAAAGCAGACAUUGCUGUCUUUUGUCUUUACUUUCCACAGUCCUGACAAAUCCCUUCCUGAUGGGAGAGACUUAGGGCCCCCGAGACACCUCCCCCCACCCCCCAACAGCCUCCCUCCUACUGUACUCCUUGUCCGCCACAGCUCUGGGUUGUGUUUUGCUGCAUCUGGUCAAGUAUCUGACCCUGCACGUUGGGAAUGUGCUGGAAAGAGGGGUGGGGUCAGCAUCUCCUCUGCCCACUUUGAGGGGGGCGUGGGGGGAGGGUCCUGGACUCCCUGAGAGUCUCCAGCCAGCCUGGCUGGGUUGGCUGGUUGUGCUCGUUGCAUAAUCUGGGCCCUGGGGCCAGCCCUGUGAAGUUGCCAGGGACAGUGUGUGCAAGGCUGAGCUGCUAAACAGGCCUUGCCAGCAGCUGCUGCGAAGAAGAGGGCUUGCGAAGAAGAGGGUUGGGGGCAGAGGUAUUCCCUGAGGGGCGCCACAAAAACAGCAGGGAGCUGGGCCUUAGGUGGAAAGCCUUCUGCAGGCAUCCCCUGUCUCCUAGCUUCCUGCUGCUGCUCCAACCCCUGCAUCCAGGACAAUCCUACCCAUCCUCUAGCUUGGGCUUACUAGGGUUAAGUUGAACUCUAGCCAGUCCUGGCUGCCAGGUAGUGCCUAGAGCACAAAAUGCCAGCUGCUCUCACUCCCACAGGCCUCCCUAGGGCCAAAGAUUCCCUUUUGGGGUCUCCUGGCACAGUGCUCUGGGCGUGAUGGUAGGGAAGCAAGAGAGGAGUCCAGUUCUGGGCUGUGGGUAAGGCCAUAUGGUGACCAGAUGGUCUGUGAGCUAUGUCUGCCAGAGGCUCCCCCCCCCAGCUGGGCCAUGUCCAGCCCAUCCUGUUGCAGGUGACUCCCUGGGGUGCUGCUGGCUGACAGGCUUACCAGCUCACCGGCUGCUUCUCUCUCUUAAGUGGGCAUCAGGGCUCUGCCUUGUCAACCUGCUUAUACCUGCUGUGACUGUACCCCCAAGCUGCUGGUGGUGCUGUACUUGGCCCUUAAAAUGGGUUCAGAGAAGGAAGGAAGUGCUUGGUGGGAGGCUGAGGGUCUACUGUGUGCCAGAGCUGGCUGGUUACAGCAAGUGGGCACAGCAUGCCAGGGCUAGGAGGUGGCCCUGGAGAGCCCUCCUCCACCCCCCCCACCCCAUCCCCAGGCCUCUGCCAGCAGGUUCCUCCCACCCCCAGCCUCCUGUCUGCUCAUUUGCUGGCAGGACUACGAGGUGGGAGGAGCGGGCAGGUGUGGUUUACGCCCUGCACUCAAGCACCGGCUUCCCUGCUUCCCUUUGUUCCUGGCACUCCAGUGGGGCUGUGUGUGCUGAUCGGGCCUAGGCUAGCUGGAGGGAGAAUGGAUGGCCUGAGCUACUGGCCACGCAGCAGUCCACCACUGACCUAUACACUCCCACUGUCUCACUUCCCCCAGCGGCCGGGCAUGUCACCCGGGAGCCGGAUGCCCAUGGCUGGCUUACAGGUGGGACCCCCAACUGGCUCCCCAUUUGGCACAGCUGCUCCACUGCGUCCAGGCAUGCCCCCCACCAUGAUGGAUCCAUUCCGAAAACGCCUGCUCGUGCCCCAGGCCCAGCCCCCAAUGCCUGCCCAGCGCCGAGGGUUAAAGAGGAGGAAGAUGGCAGAUAAGGUUCUACCUCAGCGAAUCCGGGAGCUCGUCCCAGAGUCUCAGGCAUACAUGGAUCUCCUGGCUUUUGAGCGGAAGCUGGACCAGACCAUCGCCCGGAAGCGCAUGGAGAUCCAGGAGGCCAUCAAGAAGCCUCUGACGCAAAAGCGAAAGCUUCGCAUCUACAUUUCCAAUACAUUCAGUCCCAGCAAGGCAGAAGGCGAUAGUGGGGGAACUGCAGGAACCCCUGGGGGAACCCCUGCAGGGGACAAGGUGGCUUCCUGGGAACUACGAGUAGAAGGAAAACUGCUGGAUGAUCCUAGCAAACAGAAGAGGAAGUUUUCUUCAUUCUUCAAGAGCCUUGUCAUUGAGUUGGACAAGGAGCUGUAUGGGCCUGACAACCACCUGGUGGAGUGGCACCGUAUGCCCACCACCCAGGAGACAGAUGGCUUCCAGGUGAAGCGGCCCGGAGACCUCAAUGUGAAGUGCACCCUCUUGCUCAUGCUGGAUCACCAGCCUCCACAGUACAAAUUGGAUCCCCGACUGGCGAGGCUGCUAGGCGUGCACACCCAGACAAGGGCUGCCAUCAUGCAGGCCCUGUGGCUUUACAUCAAACACAACCAGCUGCAGGACGGGCACGAGCGCGAGUACAUCAAUUGCAACCGUUACUUCCGCCAGAUCUUCAGUUGUGGCCGACUCCGUUUCUCUGAGAUCCCCAUGAAGCUGGCCGGGCUGCUGCAGCAUCCAGAUCCCAUUGUCAUCAACCACGUCAUUAGUGUGGAUCCUAACGACCAGAAGAAGACAGCCUGUUAUGACAUCGAUGUGGAGGUGGAUGACCCACUCAAAGCCCAGAUGAGCAACUUCCUGGCUUCCACCACCAAUCAGCAGGAGAUUGCCUCCCUGGAUGUCAAGAUCCACGAGACCAUCGAGUCUAUCAACCAGCUGAAGACCCAGAGGGAUUUCAUGCUCAGCUUCAGCACUGACCCCCAGGACUUCAUCCAGGAGUGGCUGCGUUCCCAGCGCCGGGACCUCAAGAUCAUCACCGAUGUGAUCGGCAAUCCUGAGGAGGAGAGACGAGCUGCUUUCUACCACCAGCCCUGGGCCCAGGAGGCAGUGGGGCGGCACAUCUUUGCCAAGGUGCAGCAGCGGCGGCAGGAACUGGAACAGGUGCUGGGCAUCCGCUUGACCUAACUGCUCAGGGACUGCAUCCUUCUGCCCAGGCCUGGAGCUCAGAAGGGGACCAGCCAGCAGGUCCCAGCCGGGACUGCAGACGGGGUGAGGGGUGUCUGCUAGCACUCUACUCCCCAGCUUUAGUUUCAUAAGCAUAGUGGUAGGAUUCCUUGUUGCUUGGUUUCCAAAGCCUUAUUCCUUCCUUUCCAUGUUGGCUUUAGCCGGGUUCAUAGGUACCUCCCCUGCCCCUACAGGCAGGCCUCGUGGGACCACUGGAGGCUGUGCUUUGAUGUAAUUGAGACCUUUAGGAACCAAAGGCGCUGGGUUUGCAUGUUUACAGGCCCCCACCCCAGGGUGAGCAAGAGCUGGCUCUGCGGAGGGAGCCAGGCGAGGAAGACGAGGCACAGCCCAGACUCUUCCUAACCUCCUGAAACCAAAGUUCUUGGCCAUUCCUAUAAGCCCAGCCUUGUUGCCGGUUUUUCUCCUUUUCUCUGGGUAUUUGCACUAUUUGGGAGCAGGAUUUUCUAUGUGGGAGCCACUUUUUUUGUACAGGGGUAUGUUGGGGGUUUUCAGGGAGCCCUAUUUGGUGCCUCCUCAUUCUCUUUCUUCAAUCUAUGCAAGCGGCUCCAGCCGCCAUCAUCUCCUAGGACACCAGCGGGCUGGGGAGGUGACACCUCCUGGAGGGGGGAGGGCGGGUGUGCAAAUGGUGAAGGGCAGGAGGUGUCUGGGGGGAUCCCUGCUGUCCUUGGGGUACUUGGGAGGGUGGGUGGGUCCAGGGUUUGGCAAGUGCCACUUCUGGCAGGUUUGGAACUUCCCAAAUAAAUCCUUUUGUUUAUUG
Ochotona curzoniae (black-lipped pika) is the source of this 3872-nucleotide messenger RNA. RefSeq names its product SWI/SNF related, matrix associated, actin dependent regulator of chromatin, subfamily d, member 2 (gene SMARCD2). Bases 1349 to 3055 code for a protein of 568 amino acids. The transcript has 12 exons. The record is from RefSeq and is a predicted model, not a curated record. Gene Ontology annotation, cellular component: SWI/SNF complex; nucleus. Lineage: Eukaryota; Metazoa; Chordata; Mammalia; Lagomorpha; Ochotonidae. Gene Ontology annotation, biological process: regulation of transcription by RNA polymerase II.